Messenger RNA from Lucilia sericata (common green bottle fly), 4631 nucleotides. RefSeq lists its product as uncharacterized. NCBI's taxonomy places the organism in Eukaryota, Metazoa, Arthropoda, Insecta, Diptera, Calliphoridae. The transcript is spliced from 6 exons. The coding region runs from base 503 to 3355 and encodes 950 amino acids. The record is from RefSeq and is a predicted model, not a curated record. Gene Ontology annotation, molecular function: protein binding.
CAUGGAGACAACAAAACAGCAUCAGCAGCAAAUUAAAAUCUAAAGAGAUAAAACCCCACUACAGCAAAUUUAUAAAAAAAUUUAAAAAAAAAUAUAUAUAAAAUUUAUCUCUAAAAAAUGAAAAGAGUAUAAAAAAAGAGUGUGUAUAAGUGUAUGUGUGUUUUAAAAAAAAUGUUCUUCAAUAAAAAAUGUAAAGUGAAAAGUAAAUGUUUAUAGGGCUGUGUUCAAUGUAUACUUUAAAUUAAAAUAAUUAAAAAAAAAUUUCAAAAAAAAUUUCAAAAAAUUAAAAAAAAAAUGAAAUUUUUAUAAAAUCUUCAUCUCCAAAACCCUUAAACAAAAUUUGCCACACAAAAAAAAUUAACCAAAACUUCUUUAACAACUAACAACAACAACAUCAACUCUUUUCUACAGAAACUUUAUACUAUUGCUGCUCUUCUCUCUCUCUCUCUCUGUCACGCCUCCCCCCCCCUUUAAAUUUCACACCUUCUUGUUACAUCAAACAAUGGCUUCUUCGUUAUUGGAUUUAGAUGAUUUAAUAGAAUUUCAAUUGGAACGUCUUAAUUUUGAUGAUCUCAACUAUAAAGAUGAAUUACAAUUACAACGUCAACUUUUGGAUUUGGAUGCUUUACAGUGCUCGCAACGUCGUCUCAAACAUACCCUAACAAAAACUUUAGCCAAUCAACAACAUCAGGCUUUACAGGUACCGGAGGCCUCAUCAUGCACAGAUUUACCCUCCUCACUGGCGGCUGGUGGUGAAACUUUAGGUCCUUCACCACAUCAUCACAAUAAUAGUAAUAACAAUAAUAAUAAUAAUAACAACAACCAUAGCAGCAGUAGUACAGGUGCCAUUGCCCGCAGCAGUAGCGGUCGUCGCUCUAAGGGCCGUGAUGUGGCGCCAGUGGGUGGUAGUGUUCAAAAUAUUGCCAAUGGUAGUAUAGAAAUAGCUAUGGAAGAUUUAGGGCCCGGUGCGGUGGGUGGUGAGAAUGGUCGUGGUGUGCUGCGCGGCAAUAUUAGUUUGCCUAGUUUUAGUGAUAGUGAGGAGGAGGCCUUCAACAUAGAUCAACAAAAGGAAUUUAGAUCACUGGUAAUUGAAUGGUUUCAACAGCUACGCGCCAGAACUGAAGAUUUCAAAUCCGAUGAAGAAUCGAGAAGAAUGCGAGAAGCCGGCAAUGAUUCCUAUCGUAAAGAACGACAUGCACUUAAAGCAUGUGACCUCUAUACGGAAGCAAUAUUUUUGGCGCCAUCACAAGAUAGUAUAGCAGCCGCAAUGGCGCACGCAAAUAGGUCCACAGUAUUGCAUGACUGCGGCAUGUAUGAGCAAUCCUAUGAUGAUUGUUUAUGCGCCUUAGAUUUAGGCUAUCCGGAAGAGUAUCAUCCAUUGAUAAAACUGCGUCAAGCCUCUUGUGCCUUAAAAAUGCGUAAUUUUUCUUUAUGCGAACAACAUUUGCAUGAACUCUUACACAUGGAACUCUCGGAAACCUUUGAAGCACGCACCCACGAGCUGUGGCAUGAAUGUGAAGUACAAAAAGCCGAAAAGAUUGAGAUGGGUGUACAAACAGACAACGAUUUAAUAACUAAUGGUACUAAAAUCUAUGAAGUGGCUUGGUUGGACAAUACUAAUGUUAUAACAACAACAAAAAGCGCCUAUCUUAGAUCCAUUGCUGAUAUACCCAAUAAUACACCCAUAUUUCAAGAGGAAGCCGCCGUUUUUGUGCCCAGUGGCGCAGCACGCAUAUGUGAUCACUGUGGCGUCACACAAUUCGUACCGUUUCCAUGCAUUUUUUGCUCUAAUCGUACAGCCGUCUACUGUUCACGCAAGUGCCGUGCGGCACACGCUUCCAUACAUGCUCUCGAAUGUUAUGCCCAUCAGAUCGAACUUUUCGAAGAGUUCGGUGUUGAGUUCUCAAAGCCACGCCUACUACAGCUCGCCUUUCGCAUGCUCAUCAACGGCCUACCUCAGGUGGUGCCACACUGUCGCAAAAAACCCACGGUCAGCAAGAUGUGGAAUGCCUUCAAUAGCAUACUGACCGAACGCAAUUGCAACUCUUCGUCCGCCUCGCUAGCUGCCUCCUCCACAUCGUACUCUGCCCUAUUGCGUUUAGAAUCCCACUUAGAUAAGGAGGAAAAGCCAAGUAUGGUUUCUUUUGCCAUUGUCGCACACAUACUUGCCAUCUAUUUGGGCGAGUACACCGACUUUUUCGAACUACUCGAGCUGACAAUGCCCGCAGCAGCAAAGCUAGCGCGUCAGGAAUGGGAAUUGCUCGCGUCCGCUUUGCUGUUGCGUCACAUUUGCCAGUUGCGGCACAAAAAUCUCGUUCACUGCCCAUCCUUUGUGCUGCCCUCCGAUCCGCACGUACUCUCGCCCAACGAUGAGUUUACCCUGUGGGAAACGGUGCGUCAUGUACGUCGCGGUUAUUUACAUCUAAUAGCCGGUGAUGUAACGACUGUAGCGUAUGCCGUAUUCCCCCAGACCCUUAGUCACUGUCGUCACUCCUGUGUCGAUAUGAUCUAUCGCAAGAUCAACGGUUGCAAGCUGACCGCCUAUGCCACAAGUGAAAUACCAGCAGAUGCUUGCAUUUGCAAUUGUUUUGUUAGUGGGAACUAUCGACAAUCGCUGUACAGUCAACGUAAAUUGGAACUGGCAACACGAGGCAUUGAUUGCAAAUGCGAAAAAUGUUUUCGUCCAUAUCCUGAUGAGGAUUUUCAUAAAUUUCAUCGUUACCGCUGUGAUAAUCCGAAUUGCAAACAAAUCUUUACACCAUCAAAUCUUAAACGCACCCGUAAUCUACAAUGGUGGAAAUCCGAUUAUUAUCGAAGACCCGAAAAUAAUGGUUCCGAAUUGCUAGUUUGUACCGAAUGUGAACAGACCCAAAAACUCGAAUGGUUUUGGACAUUCACCGCUGCCCUGAUGGACUGUGAUACAAUUGAGGAGCGUUGCAAACUAUAUGCGGCGAUUGAACGAGCCGAUAAACAACUCGUCGAUACACACGAAUUGAAAGUGGCACUAGCACGUCAAUUAGUCGAACAAUGUUUGUUAAUACACAGAGAGGGUUCAAAACAACUCGAUGAAUGGGAGCUUAAUAAAUUGGGCUCUAUUAUGCGUAGUGCUUUGCAUAUAGUAUCGGCCCAAUAUCGCACCUUUAGCAUUGAAUAUGUUCAAUAUAUGUCGUAUUUUUGGGAUGUUAUGGCUUUAAGCAAUUAUAAGUGCGGUGAUAAGGAACUUAUGCAAAUGUUACAUGCCCUCGAAUAUAUACCCGAUGAGUACAAGGAGAUCUUUAUUAACUAUUAUGAAGACUAUAUAGCACCAAAAUUUAUGGAAGAAACCUAUGGCAAUAUACUGGAUACAGAGGUGUAAAGGUAAUUGACACUCACACACACACAAUCCCAAACACAAAAUUUAAAAGGAACUACAAACAACAACAACAACAACAACAAAAUAAUAUGAAGUACUCCCUCCCUAGUUAAAGAUAACUUUACUACAACAAAUUUAAGUGUAAACUGUAUUUAAACUUGAUAAGAAAUAUUUAAAUAAUUAACUAAAUUAAUGAAGCUAAAAGUGAAUAAUUAGGGAUAUAAUGAGUUAAAAAGAAGACAAUUUUUUUUUUCUAAUUUAUAAAAAACACACCUUAAGAAGGCGGAAAGACAAAUAUAUUUAGAAUCUCACUUAAAAAUUAUUAUAAAAAUUGGAAAUAUUUAUUAUUUGAAAGAAAAUAAAAAGGGGGCUGUAGAGGUUUAAUAAGUGUGCAGAAAGAAUUUCGAUUAGUUCAGCAAAACAAUGACCAACCAAAGGGAAUUAUCACGUUCGAGAUCGAGUAAAUUUUAUAACAAUUUUGAUCUGAGUGAAUUUUAUCGCAAUUUUCUCUUUUGAGAUUUUGUCUAAAAGGUCAUUAUUUCACGAGUGCGCUAAUUCGCUUUCUAUGUCCCAUUUAAGCCACUUUUAUACUCAAAUGAUUUUGAAAGAAGAUGGACUACUACAUAAGCUCUACUGUAGAUUAAGUAGUCCCUAGUCUAUUCAACAGAAUAUUUAGUCGCAUUACAUAUUUCUUAGCGAUUAGAAUAAAUUUAGAAUAACAGAGAAACACGAGAUAUGGAUGAAGUUAACCUAUUGAAGUCUUUGUCGUUACAACUUCUACAGAACUUCAAUUGCGAAAAGCGCUAUUAAAUACAAUAAAGACUAUAGUCUAAAGAUAAUAGGGACCUGAUUCUAAAGUCAAUAGGGAUUAUACCUUAAACAUAAUAUUAACCCUUAUACGGAAUAUAGUCUAAAAGUAUAAACACUAUACUAACUAUAGUCAGUGUACUCUGCAGAUUAUAGUCUGCAUACUAUGGAGUCAAUUGUCUGUAAGUUUUAGGGACUAUAGUCUGAUGUCUUAAGAAACUAGGCUAUAAAGACUAUAGACUGGUGAUUAUAGAGACUAAAGUCUGUUAGUUAUAGAGGCAAUAGUCUACCGACUAUAGAGACUAUAUUGUUAUGACUAUAGGGAUUAUAGUCUGCUGACUGUAUAAGACUAUGAAAUGUCGACAAUAGAGACUUAAAUCUAUUGACUAUUGAGACUAAAGUUUACUAACUACAGAGUCUAUAGUCUGCUGAAUACUAGUUCUAGUUCAGUUUUAUAUUAGUUCUAGUUAUU